UUCUUUCAGUCAUCCCGAAUCCGGGUUCAUCCGACACCGGCAGCCACCCCGCAGCGUCCAGGCCGAGCCUCCACCUUCCCCGCCAUGCCGCCCGAGUUUGACCCUGAGGAAAUUAAAGUCGUGUUUUUAAGGUGCACUGGUGGUGAAGUUGGUGCCACAUCCUCUCUGGCCCCCAAAAUUGGUCCCUUGGGUUUAUCUCCCAAAAAGGUUGGUGAUGACAUUGCCAAGGCAACUGGUGACUGGAAAGGGCUAAGGAUCACAGUGAAACUUACCUUUCAGAACAGACCGGCCCAGAUUGAGGUUGUGCCUUCUGCUUCAGCCUUGAUCAUCAAAGCCCUAAAGGAAUCUCCUCGGGACAGAAAGAAGCAGAAAAAUAUUAAACACAGUGGAAACAUCAGUCUCGAUGAGAUCUUCAACAUUGCUGGACAGAUGAGGCACCAAUCCUUGGCAAGAGAGCUCUCUGGAACCAUUAAAGAGAUCCUUGGAACAGCCCAGUCUGUGGGCUGCAACAUUGAUGGCAGGCACCCUCAUGAUGUUAUUAAUGACAUCAAUAGUGGUGCUGUGGAAUGCCCAGCAAGUUAA
This is a messenger RNA of Dromiciops gliroides (monito del monte), 582 nucleotides long. Its product is annotated as 60S ribosomal protein L12-like. Gene Ontology annotation, biological process: translation. The transcript has a single exon. Gene Ontology annotation, cellular component: cytosolic large ribosomal subunit; ribosome. Lineage: Eukaryota; Metazoa; Chordata; Mammalia; Microbiotheria; Microbiotheriidae. The record is from RefSeq and is a predicted model, not a curated record. Gene Ontology annotation, molecular function: structural constituent of ribosome; large ribosomal subunit rRNA binding. The coding region runs from base 85 to 582 and encodes 165 amino acids.